Rhizophagus irregularis DAOM 181602=DAOM 197198 is the source of this 321-nucleotide messenger RNA. The record is from RefSeq and is a predicted model, not a curated record. Lineage: Eukaryota; Fungi; Glomeromycota; Glomeromycetes; Glomerales; Glomeraceae.
AUGAAUCUGAAAAUAUGGAUCAUUAUUUCAAAUCCCCUCAUCAAGCAAUUAAAACAGAAUAAACAACAAUCAAAGAAGAAUAAUAUGACAAAUUCACAGGAAGAUCAAAUGGAGUUUGGUGAUACAUCAUUGGAAUUGGACUCAGUACAGCCUGAAAACUUAAAAAAUGAAAAUCUCAUAUUAUCAAAAUGCUACAAAAUGAGAAAAAAAGCUCAAGAUCAAAUGUGUUUACUAAUUAAUAACAACUGGUGGUUUAGUUGGGCUUAUAAAAAGACAAAAAAUGUUGUGAACAAUGUUAUAAUUGAUUUAGCAAUAGUAUAA